GAAAUUGAUGGUAUUCGGUGACAUAAAAGCGGCGGCGAGCGGAGGGGGAGCCGCAGUGCCUGGGACGGUAGCAGCAACCAGCGGUGCUGGGCAGCUGCAACAACACGCCCUCCGUCUACAGCGCUGUCGCCGCUUGGUUUUUUUUCCUCCCUUGUGUGGACAGCUAUUCUGGCCGCAUUUCCCCCGGUGCAAGGAGCAGCAGCAGCAACAGCAGCAGCAGCAGCGAUGAAGAUGAAGGCCGAGAAGAGGUCCCCUUCCAGCGGCGGCGGCAGCAGCGUCGGAGGAGGAGGAGGAGUAGGAGGAGGCACUGCCGCCGGGUCCCAAGGUCCGGCUCCGUUUAUUCAAGCUUUGGCGGCGGCGAGUAGCCAAUAUCAGGCUUACGAGACGUACUUGGAAAAUGGCAUGAUCUGCCUCAAGCAUAAAAUCAGAAACAUAGAGAAGAGGAAGGCAAAACUGGAUGACUAUAAAGAACGCUUAAAACAGGGAGAACUUAAUCAAGACCAGUUGGAAGCUGUAGAGAAAUAUGAGGAAGUAAUACACAAUCUAGAAUUUGCCAAGGAUCUACAAAAAACAUUUUCUGCACUCAACCAAGAGCUGCUAAAAGCACAACGGAAAACUCUGCGACGUGAACAAAUUCUGAGGAUUGAAAUGGAGAAGAAACAUCUGUGUACCGCAUUGCAUAUUAAAUAUGUACUGGACAACUUCAACCAGGAACAUGUUCAAAAUGACUUCAGAGAAGGCCUUAAUGGCGCAUUUAUUAUUUCUCGAAAGGAAAUUGGGUACCUGAAGGAUUUCUGUACACUUAUCUGCCUUGAAAAGAAUGAUAAUGCAUCUGUUGAAGAUCAAGUGGAAUCGGUGUCAAAUCAGAUGUGGGACCUAUUGGAAGGAAUGGACAAGAUAGUGGUUGGAAGUACCUAUAAACAUUUGAAGGAGACAAUAAGCAAACUUCUGAAGUGUUCCUACUUUGAUAAUAUUCCAGUACCUCACAAUGGGUUGCAGGAAGAUGAUAAAAUCCAAGAGGUGCAAAUAACCUCCAAACCUCAGACGCCGUCUGCAAAAGAACCCGAAUCUGACUUGCACUUUUUGUGUUCGAGUGAACUGCAGCCAAGAGAGUUUUUGAAUAGGCAGUACGUGAACAAAACUGACUACUCUGCAAAACAGCAGCCCGAAAAGCCGAGGAACUGGGAAGGAGAGUUUGUUGGUAGGAAGAAAGAGGCAGUCCCCAAUAAAUGGGAUGGCGAUUACAUCAGUAGGAAACGUGAAGACGCCCCUCCUAAAAUGUGGGAUGAGGAAUACACUAAUAGAAAACAACAAGAAAAAGAACCUGUGAAGAAGUGGGAUGCAGAAUACAUCACCAGGAAGCGGGAGGAGCUGCCAAAGAAAUGGGAUAGCCAAUACUCUGAUAUUCCAGAGACAAGGUGGGAUCCAGGUUCAGUCUCAAAGGAGACCAAUGAACCAAAGAAAACUGUGCCUGCACCCAAAGUGGUGUCCAAAGUAGUGCAGCAGGUAGCUGUAGAGUUCUGCUCGACAUCCACCCUACCGAACGACCCAGAACUCAGAAGGCAGAAACUUCAAGACCUGAUGUCCCAAAUGCAAGGCACAUGUCACUUCAUUCAGGAUUCAUUAUUGGAGUCUGAUGCCCCCUCACAAAGUGCUAUUGGAAAACAGAAGCGUUCCCAGUUAUCACUUAACACUGCAGCUCUAAAAGAACCAAAACAAAAGACAGAAAUUGUUCCAUCACCAUCCAAGCCUGCAACAGAAAUAAGUGUCCUUGCCAAUACGGGAGGUAGUUCUGGUUCUGAUGACCAGUCUUCAUUAUCUGAUUUUGCAUCUCCCCAGGUUUCAAGUGCACAGAAUUCAGAAAAUGAAGUGUUCACUACUCCACCCCAAGUAUACCAAACCAGUACACCCAUUACUGAAUCUUUAACACACUUGUCACUGGAAUCAAAUCAGAUGACCUCUUUGACCAAUGACCAGACUGCCUCAAGCACAGCAAUAACACCAGCAUCCCAAGGACCGGUGCUUCAGACACCAGUGAGCACUUCUCCAAUUAGUACAAAGACUACACCUUUUCAGUCUAUGCACACUGUGUUCAAAGUUAAUGCACCCCUGCCUCCUCGUGUUGAGCAGCAGGAAGUGAAAUCUGAACACUCGUAUUCUCCUGUCUACAACCAAAGUUUGAUAACUGCUAGCACUCAGACACCACCUCAGUCUACCUGUCUGCAGUCUUCACAUCUAGUGGAGCAAAAUGCACUGACACAAGAUUCUUUAACAGAAACGACAUCUGUUGCCAACGGAACUGCGUUUUUUUUAACCCAUAAUCCGCAAAGCACUUUACCAAGACCAAAUCAAGCCUACUUUGGAAGUAGAAAUGCUGGACGGGGAACCGCACGUGGUGGAAGAGGAAUUGCUAAUGUUUACCGUGGCACUAACAAUGGAUACAAAGGUGUACAAAUAGGAUAUGAUGGAUACAGAGGAAUUCCCAUUCCUGCCAAUGGAACUUAUGGACCUUUCCCAAGUAGAGAAUAUGCAGGGAUGCCAUACACACCAAGGGAAUCUGGUUACCAGCAGAACUACAAACGUAGUGUAGGAGUUGGCCCUCGUGGGACGAUGAGAGGAGGUUUCUCAACCCAAACAGGUCUUAAUUACGUGACAGCUGGUUGGAGCGAUUCAUCUCAGCUGAGCAGUCCAGAGCGAGACAAUGAGCAUUUCCACAGUAUGGAUUCUGGCCAAGGAGACUCUCGAAGCCUUACUCCAGUGGAUAUGCCAGUGACCAGCCAAGCUACCACCCUCUUGCCAGUGCACAUUUAUCCUCUUCCUCAGCAGAUGAGAGUGGCCUUCUCUACAGCAAGGACCUCUAACUUUGCCCCUGGAUCACUGGACCAGCCCAUUAUCUUUGAUCUACUGCUCAAUAACCUCGGAGAAACGUUUGACUUUCAGUUGGGGCGAUUUACUUGUCCUGUGAAUGGCACUUAUGUCUUCAUCUUUCACAUGUUGAAGUUGGCUGUGAAUGUGCCUCUCUAUGUAAAUUUGAUGAAGAAUGACGAAGUCCUAUGCUCUGCUUAUGCCAAUGAUGGUGCCCCCGAUCAUGAGACUGCCAGCAACCAUGCUGUUCUGCAGCUUAUCCAUGGAGAUCAAAUCUGGCUGCGAUUGCAUAGAGGUGCCAUCUAUGGAAGCAGCUGGAAAUAUUCUACCUUCUCUGGAUACCUCUUGUAUCAGGACUGAAAUGUGCUCCAAUAGCUAAAAUGCUUUGCACUCUGAUCACUGUAACUUAAGGUCACAAUUUGAAGUGAGUUGCCAGGGAUGACUUGUUAAAAUGUCACGGUGGUUUUCUGGGGUUUUGGUUUGCACUAACUGGGCACUUUAACCUGUGAUGCCUUGCUAGUAGAGCUGCAAAUAUAUUUUGUUACAGAACGCGUCUUGCACUUGUUGGUCAAUGACAACUUAUGUGAUGUCAAAAUGAUAAAUUUACUUUGCAAGAGAUCCUGCUAUUUACAAUGCCUCAUGGUGCCUCAAUAAAGAUAUAUUCUGCACUGUU
Amblyraja radiata (thorny skate) is the source of this 3538-nucleotide messenger RNA. RefSeq names its product caprin family member 2 (gene caprin2). Gene Ontology annotation, molecular function: signaling receptor binding. The coding region runs from base 226 to 3225 and encodes 999 amino acids. NCBI's taxonomy places the organism in Eukaryota, Metazoa, Chordata, Chondrichthyes, Rajiformes, Rajidae. Gene Ontology annotation, biological process: positive regulation of canonical Wnt signaling pathway. The transcript has 19 exons. The record is from RefSeq and is a predicted model, not a curated record. Gene Ontology annotation, cellular component: cytoplasm.